UAAUAGUUGCGGUAGCUAGUCUCUCCCGUGGAUGAUGUUUGUUGUUCAAUUCAUAAUGUGUUUUAACAUUAAUUUCCCUCUGCACUACAAUGUUCUUUUGAACCGAGACACUUUCUCCUUUUCUUUUGGCAUUUAACAUAUUAUAUGCUAGUCUUUAUAGAGAUUCCUUACACAUAUAUUUUUCUAUAUCAGUUUUAAGGUGGUAGUAGAAACCCUAGUUCGCCCUUUGUCUGAUGCAGUUGUGGAAACAUGAUCGCCAAACUAUGCUUCUGCUUACCUGUGCGGCGCAACCUGUUUCUCAAAACCGUAACACAUUUUCGCUUUAAUUUCUCAAUUCUUGCAGAGAGUAAUGCUAAUGUUAGCAACAGCAAUGGCCCUUCAGGAAAUCUCUUCCUGCACUUCGUUACCACCAGAUUUAACAUGUCUUCAGCCGACGCCGCAAAAUUGUUGAAAAGUGUGCCUUCGUUGGGGCGGCUCAAAACCCUGGAUAAGGUUGAACAGCUCGUGAACAUGCUCAGCAGACACGGAUGCACCGAGGAUCAAAUUGCAUACAUAAUCAGAUUGCAGCCCUCGCUAAUGAUGACAGGUGCAGAAAGAUUGCUGGAGCCUAAGAUUCAAUUCCUAAUAGAUUUGGGCAUGGAUAGGAAAUAUAUACCCAAAAUUGCAACCAAGUUUCCGAGGAUGUUGACCUCUAAGUUGGAGAUCCUCCGCUCCAACCUUGAAUUUCUCAAGACCGUAUUCACGACCAACGAUUUUCUGGUCAGAGCAAUUAUGAGAACCCCCAAUAUUCUUUGCUUGAGCUCGCAUAAGGUCUUGAAACCCUCGGUUGCUUUUUGGGAGGGUUUAGGUAUUUGUGGAAUAAAGCUCACAAAGUUUUUGCUGUAUAAUCCUCGGGUUUUGACGGUCACUUCUCUGACCCCCGAGCAACUCGAUCUGAUCCGCAAGAUUGGCAUUCAAAAGGAAAGCAGUAGGUACAAAUAUGUUGUGAGCGUUGUGGCCACAGGCCGCAUCGAAGUGUUAGAGGCCAAGAUAGACAAUAUUCAGCUCUGCGGCUUCUCUCUUGAAGAAGCUUGGCAAUUAGUUAGGAUUUUCCCUUCAGUCCUCAGCAUGGCCGAGGAUAGCUUUAAGAAAACGAUGGACUUCAUGCUGAAUCACAUGCGACUCUCUAUGGACUUCGUGACAAAGCAUCCACGGAUGUUUACAAUGAGUUUGGACAACGUAAUGAGGCCCCGGUUUUUGGUUUUGCAAAAUAUGACAGCAAUGAAUGGAGCAGGGGAGAUUAAGCCGACACGAAUUUAUUCUGUGCUGUUGAUGACCGAGGCCAAGUUUAUUGCCCAGAUCAUACAAGGACAUGCUGAAUCCGCUGCUCUGUUGACAGUUUAUAAAAACGCCAUCGCUAAUGUUUCAAGAAGCUCAAAGAUAAGGAUGUUUUCAGUUUCUUAGUAAUUGAUGUGUUUUGAUAUGCAAAUCAAAUUUUGAUAUUGUUCAGUGAGAUGUUUUUGAUUGUAAUAUUGCUAUUAAUAUUUAACUGUCUAGUUUUUUUAUUUGUUAAAAUCAGAAGAUUUAAGUAACCACCUCAAUACAUGGUAUUGGCGAUCCUGACCCUGUUUUCCCAUGAAUUGGGAUUGUAAUUGUUUUUCAAUCAAAAUAUGGCUAUAAAGUUUUAGAUCUAUAUAAUGACCA
Messenger RNA from Cryptomeria japonica (Japanese cedar), 1683 nucleotides. RefSeq names its product transcription termination factor MTERF6, chloroplastic/mitochondrial. NCBI's taxonomy places the organism in Eukaryota, Viridiplantae, Streptophyta, Pinopsida, Cupressales, Cupressaceae. Gene Ontology annotation, cellular component: chloroplast. The transcript has a single exon. Gene Ontology annotation, molecular function: double-stranded DNA binding. The coding region runs from base 250 to 1443 and encodes 397 amino acids. The record is from RefSeq and is a predicted model, not a curated record. Gene Ontology annotation, biological process: regulation of DNA-templated transcription; chloroplast organization.